Leptonychotes weddellii (Weddell seal) is the source of this 2074-nucleotide messenger RNA. NCBI's taxonomy places the organism in Eukaryota, Metazoa, Chordata, Mammalia, Carnivora, Phocidae. The record is from RefSeq and is a predicted model, not a curated record.
UGUUGGUGCUCUAAGAGUGGGUUGUAUCAACGCCUACUUGAGAGAAAUGUGAUGCCCAAGACUCUGGACGGCCAGGUAACCAUGGAGAAGACACCGAGUUACUUUGUGACAAAUGAGGCUCCCAAGCGCAUCCACGCCAUGGCCAAGGAUAUCAAACUGAUCGUGGUGGUGAGGAACCCCGUGACCAGGGCCAUCUCUGACUAUACCCAGACGCUGUCAAAGAAACCCGAGAUCCCCACCUUCGAGGUGCUGGCCUUCAAAAACCGGACCCUAGGGCUGAUCGACGCCUCCUGGAGUGCCAUUCGAAUAGGGAUCUAUGCUCUGCACCUGGAAAACUGGCUCCAGUAUUUCCCCCUCUCCCAAAUCCUCUUUGUCAGUGGUGAGCGACUCAUAGUGGACCCUGCCGGGGAAAUGGCCAAAGUACAGGAUUUUCUAGGCCUCAAGCGUGUCGUGACUGAAAAACAUUUCUAUUUCAACAAAACCAAGGGGUUCCCUUGUCUAAAGAAGCCAGAAGACAGCAGUGCCCCAAGAUGCUUAGGCAAGAGCAAAGGUCGGACUCAUCCCCGCAUCGACCCCGAUGUGAUCCACAGACUGCAGAAAUUCUACAAGCCCUUCAACAUGAUGUUUUACCAAAUGACUGGUCAAGAUUUCCAGUGGGAACGGGAAGAGGGUGACAAAUGAGGUUAGAGAAGCAGAGGGAAGGCUAGUGAAUAGCUAAGGAGGCUCCUUAGCUGAGUCCUGAAAUCCCCCCCCACUGGGGUCUGUGGCCUCAGCCUCGCUGGAGUGCCAAGUAGACCCCCUCCUUUGUCCAGCUGGGAUUGCUUCCAGCACUGUAGGCUUAGGCAAAGGGAUGGAUCCCAUGGCAUCCUCAUGGAGGCAUUGGGUUUGCCGGGGCAGCAGCAUCUGGUUGACCAGAUGGCUACCAGGAGCCACUGCUAAUUCUUGUCUUCUGCUAAUUAAUAGAGUCUAAAGACAGGAUAAAUAGCUGUCAAGGUCAGAGACCGUGCCAGGAAUGUUUCUUUAAGUGAUUAAAAAAAAAGAGGAAGGAAGGUCUACUUUGGCCACUUUAGAAGCCUGAGUCCUAACCCUGCAUCUGGCACAGCCCUCUGCUGUACAAACCUUUGCUUUGGCAUCUCUCCAGAAUUCUACUUGUGGCUGAGUACUCCAGGACUCCUAGGGAGCAAGGUCCUUUCUCUGAGGUGUCUCUAGCCUUCUCCUUAAAGGUCUCAUCCCACAACCCUUUGACAUCCCCUCUCCUCACCUUAUGAAGGCAGAGGCAUGCACGUUCCUCACGAGAAAACAAAAAAACACAAAAAUAAAAGCUGACACCCUUGGAAGCCUUCUUUCUGAGAGCCCUCCAAGGAGGGUCCUGGGCUGUGGUGAAGCUUAGCAUAGGCCCUCGUGAUAGAAUCAGGCCUGCAUGGCUGUUCUCGGAGCCGUAUGAUUGCCUUUGAGUUCCGAGCCCUGAGGCUGGUAAAGAUAAAUGUUAUUUCUGGGGGUGAAAAAAGAAGGCCAUAUCUUUUGGUGGGAGGUCUCCAUACGUGAAGACCCUUAGCACCACAGUUCUGAGGAAUGCUUUCAGGACGGGCUUUGUCCCUUGGGGUCCUUAGACGGGCAAGGACCAGAUAGUUGGCAUGUCUUCCAUUAUGAGUAAUCCUGAGCAACACAACCAACAGGGGAUCAGUCACCAUUCUUGUUUGCCCCACCAUGUCCUCCUCAUGGUCAUCUGAUGCUUCACUUACAAUCUUCACAUAUGGCACAUUGGGGCAGGGACAGACCCUCCAUCUAUGGUGGGUCUUCAGAUCCAGUCUGCGGAUGUGGGGGAGGGCAAGGGCUGUCUGUGGACACCCCUAUCAAGGGCUGCUGAACGAAGUGUCCCUUCCCUUUACUCUGAUUUGAUUAAAAGGCCGCGUUUGACGCCAAGCACUUGUUCACAGAUCUCCAAAACCAGGAACUGUUCUAGUAAAUUUGGAAAUAUGUAUGAGUGGGGGGAGCUAAGUCUGUUCACCUGUUAUUAAACUCAUUUCUCCCGCUAAAUGAAAAUUGUGUUGUUAUAAAGCUUAAUGCAACCUGA